UGGAGAGCCGGUCCCGCCGCUUUGCCCCGGAGCGAGAGCUGGAGCCGGAGCCGCCGCCGCCGCCGCUGAGGCUCGAGUCGUCGUCGCUGUGAACAAGGGACCCUAAAGAAUGGCCGAGCCUUUGGGGAACGAGCUGGCGUCCGCAGCUGCCAGGGGCGACCUAGAGCAACUCACUAAUUUGUUGCAAAAUAAUGUGAGCGCCAAUGCAGAAAAUGGAUUUGGGAGGACGGCGCUGCAGGUGAUGAAGCUCGGAAACCCAGAGAUCGCGCGGAGGCUUCUACUGAGCGGCGCCAAUCCGGACCUGAAGGACCGCACCGGCUUCGCUGUCCUGCACGAUGUGGCCCGCGCCGGCUUUCUGGACACCUUACAGACUCUGCUGGAGUUCCAGGCCGACGUGAACGUGGAGGACAGCGAGGGCAACCUGCCGUUGCACCUGGCGGCCCGCGAGGGCCACCUGCCCGUCGUGGAGUUCCUGCUCCGACACACCGCCUGCAGGGUGGACCACCGGAACCACCAAGGCGACACCGCUUGCGACGUGGCCCGUCUCUACCGCCGGGACGCCGUGGUACGACUUCUGGAGGCCGGCCGGCCCGACGACGCGGCCCCGCUCCCGGGCGGCCCGGCACCCGCCGCUUCGGCACUCGCCGCCUCAGCCGAGCCGCCCUAGACGUCCCAAGGCCAGGCCGGCUUCUGCCCGGGAGCCGCACCUGCCCUCCGUGUUUGGCUGCCCGGUCUGACUGUUUGCGCGCGGACCGGGGAUUACUGCGCUCUCCCACUGCCUUUUAAGCCAAUAGUCAGAGCCUCAAACUCCGGAGGUGGGAUUCUUACGAAAGAUUUAUGAAUAUAUUUAAAAAGGCUUACAAUUCGCCUGCAAACACCUCCCCUCUUCUCCCCCCAGAGACCUAAAAUCUGCUUGCAAACUGCUUUGGUCUCUUCCAGAAUGUAGACUUUCUUUCUUCCUCAACUUCCAGCCGCAGCCCACCUCAGUCCUCACCUCCCUAACCUUUCUGGCCCCCUUGCCUAUUCCCCCUCCUUUGCCACUUCGUCUUCAAAGUCUAUCUAUAUCCUGACGCUUCUUUGGCCUAAUUAAAACUCUUUUUAAAUGGGACAA
Molecule: messenger RNA, 1111 nt
Organism: Antechinus flavipes (yellow-footed antechinus)
Lineage: Eukaryota; Metazoa; Chordata; Mammalia; Dasyuromorphia; Dasyuridae
Gene: CDKN2C
Product: cyclin dependent kinase inhibitor 2C
Exons: 3
Coding region: 110-667 (185 amino acids)
Biological process (GO): negative regulation of cell population proliferation; regulation of cyclin-dependent protein serine/threonine kinase activity
Cellular component (GO): nucleus
Molecular function (GO): cyclin-dependent protein serine/threonine kinase inhibitor activity; protein kinase binding
Source: RefSeq, a predicted model, not a curated record